CUGCGUUACUGGGGUAAGUUGUGAAGUGAGGCGGUUGAAGAAAAAUAUAAAGUUGUGCAAAUCACAUGAAAUUUAUGAGCUCUGGUAUUUCUUAUACUCGAAAUGCUUAAAUGUAUGGAGGCCUAAAUCAUUCAAUCUGUGCAAAUCGGUAGCCUGCUCCACACUGGAAUCCUAUAUAUAUACGACAUAUUCUUUGCCUGAAAAUUGAACAAACAAACAACUUAAACAUGGACGAUCAAGCAAGUACAAUGUUAAUUCAUAACAGUAUUCAUUUAUUUCACAGCAACAAAUGCCGUGUUGGUACUAUGAAAGAGAAGAAUUAUAUAAAACACCAUCAUAUUAUGAUCAAAUUGACCAUGAAACAGAGACACGUCAUCGUAGAGAAGGUGCCAGAUUUUUAUCAGCUGUUAGUACCAAAUUAAAUCUUCGAUAUGAUACAUGUGCCACAGCGAUUGUAUUCUUCCAUCGAUUUUACAUGUUCCAUUCAUUUAAGGCAUUUCCACGUUAUGUAACAGCUGCUUGUUGUUUAAUGUUAGCUGGAAAAGUGGAAGAAACACCAAAAAAAGUUCGUGAUAUUGUUAAAACUGCUAGGUCAUUACUGUCUGAUGCAGAUUUCGAACAAUUUGGAAAUGAUCCUAGGGAAGAAGUAAUGGCAUUCGAACGAGUUCUACUAAAAACGAUUAAAUUUGACUUGCAAGUUUCACAUCCAUAUUCCUAUUUACUUCAAUUCGCAAAAAGAAUUAAAGGCAACCAAGAGAAACUGAAAGAAUUAGUUCAGAUGUCAUGGUCAUUUAUUAAUGAUAGUUUAGCAACAACACUAUGUUUACAGUGGGAACCAGAAAUAGUUGCAUGCGCGGUCCUUUAUCUAGCCACACGUAUGAGUAAAUUUACAAUAGAAGAUUGGGAAGGUCGUCAACCAGGUCAACGUUGGUGGGAAUGUUUUGUUGAAGGUAUGAGUACUGAAGUUAUGGAAGAUAUAUGUCAUAAAAUUUUAGACUUAUACCCUGCUGAUGGGAAUACUGGUGAUGAACAAGUUGGAAGUAAUAUUAACACAUCUACAACUAAAAUAACAACGAAUAAUAUUAAUUGUAACAGUAACAGUAAUGUAACUACAGGUGAAUUACCAAUUCAUCAUGUAACACAUUCAGUAUCAUUCGAUUCAAACAAAUAUCAUGGAAUAAAUAGUAAAGCAGAGCCACCUGCUAAAAGGCAAGCAAUAAUGCGUUCGUCAGGGAAUAAUAUUUAUUCAUCAACUGUACACACUGGUCAUUCUAGUGGUAGCAAUAAUAAUAAUAUUAAUGUUACUUCAUCGAUGAUGAAUAACAAUCCUGCAGUAAUGAAACAUGUUCCAUAUCCCUCACAUUAUCGUCUACCAGUUGGUGCAAUUGCUAACAAUAAUAAAACAACUGUCUAUAAAUGAUAUGAUGCUGAAAUAAGCAUUCAUAUACACAACAAUAAUUUAUUAUAUAAAUCAAAUGGUGAAGCUUACUUUAUUUAUUGUUUGCGUUCAGUGCCUGAAAAGUAUUCGAUCUAGAUCAACUUUAGAUCAACCAUUUUUAAAAAAAUGUAACUGAUGUAUUCUAGCAUUCAGGUUUUUCUGUAUAUACAAAUUAUAUAUCUAAAUAAAUAUAUAUUUAUAUCUGUGAUGAGAAACCUAAUUUUUUUUCUUGGGAUUAAUGUUUACUGUGUACUUGUUUUUUUCUUCUCUUUUCCCUUUCACUAACAUCAAGAGUAUUUUCAUGGUAUCACAUUCUUCUCCAUAUGAAUUCGGUUAAAAAUAAGAACUAUACUUUUCACUAAUGAAUACAAUAACUAACAAUAGUUUUUGUUUGAUAAAACAUGAUUAUUCCUUAGAAGACACUAAUAAUCGAUAGUUGUUCUAUCGUGUUUAUUCAGUAGCUUAAAUGUGAUUAGAUACUUUCAGUUUAUCUGUUCGUGAUACCUUUCAUAGUGACUAUCAAUAAUGAUCAUGACUUCAUUUGAAUGUCAGUUAUCGAUUUGCACAUCGUUU
Messenger RNA from Schistosoma curassoni, 2011 nucleotides. NCBI's taxonomy places the organism in Eukaryota, Metazoa, Platyhelminthes, Trematoda, Strigeidida, Schistosomatidae. The record is from the annotation of a GenBank genome assembly.